This is a messenger RNA of Symbiodinium natans, 1746 nucleotides long. The record is from the annotation of a GenBank genome assembly. NCBI's taxonomy places the organism in Eukaryota, Dinophyceae, Suessiales, Symbiodiniaceae.
AUGGGCAAUACCAGCUGCACCAGCGUGGACAAGAAUGGCCCGCAAAUGGUGCACACUAUGCUCUUUCCAAUGUACGUCCUCAAGGUACAGGACUUCCUGCACAUGGACGGCGUGCCCGAACCGCAUGACCGCAUGCUGCGGGACAAUUUGCUCCACAAGUGGCAGCCGGGAAUGUUCGUCACGUUCAUCUCCCACCAGUGGCUGGGGUCCUCGCAUCCAGAUCCUCAGGGUCAACAAUGUGCAGUACUUCGCGCUGCCCUACAAGGCAUGAUCGAUGGAACUCUUAAGGUCGAGGCUGAUCCAGUCACGAUCAUGAACCGGAAGAUUGCACCGUUUUCGGCCGGUGCCCGCGAGCAGGUCGCAAACGGCUACAUCUUCUUCGACUGGUUUGCCAUACCGCAGAUCACUGCACGACUUCCCGGGGUGAAUGAAGAUGCGACACGUUCGGAUGCUGCACUGGCUGUACAAAGCAUCCCAGCUUACGUAGAGGUGGCCAACCUGUUCAUUGCGUUGGUGCCAGAGCUCACCCACUCCAUGACCGGAGCUCAUUGCAACUAUGUCUCCUGGUUGUCGAGAGGAUGGUGCAGAGCGGAACUAUGGUGCCAUGUACUUUCUGACAAGCUCAACUCGAGCCUCGUGGUGGUCUAUUCUGCCAAAGAAGCGGAGUACAUGUAUCCAUUAGACUGGCAGCUAAAUGCCAUUGCAGAUGGAGAGUUUACAGUGGAGUCCGACCGGGCGGCUGUAAUCAAACUUGGUGAUGUUGCUGUCCGGAGCAAGAUCAGGCAUCUGUCCUCAGAGGGACCUUUGUCCUCGUAUCGCUUUUACUUGGCAAAUCGGGCGCUGCUGCUGGGGCAAAGGAAAGAGCCCUGGGCCGUGGAUGCUUUCCUGGAGCAGUUCCGGUUUACCAGCUUGGAAGCAGCCGCCAAAGACAGGAGCAGUAUGAACGGCCUCAUGUGUGCAGUUUUUGCUGGUGACGUGAGACUACUUCGCAGGCUUGUCCGAAUGGAGGCCGAUGUCAACUUUCACUUGCAUGGUCUAGAGGAUUUCGGGUAUUUUGACACCCAGACUGUGCUGAUGGCAGCGGCCAAAUCCCAUCAAGCGGCCGAUCUGCUUGCCACGCUUAUCGAGCUGCGUGGCGACGUGAAUGCACACGCAGCCAACGGCACGAACCCUGCAUUCAUGUUGCGAACCCCCGAGCAAGUUCGCACACUUGCGGCAGCCAGGGCCGAUCUGCAGACAGGACGGUAUCCUCUGGGGCUUGCUCCACUAACUGGUGUCGCUGCUUUUGCAACUGCUGAAACUGUGGCUGCCAUGCUCGCAGCCCGAUGUGACCCGAACCCUGAAUUGCGAGGCAUGGGCUACGGGCCACUUCAUGGUACUGCAUUCUUUUCCCGGAGCAACCGGCAUGCGAAAGAAAUCGCCACUCUCUUGAUAUCCCAUCGAGCCGACAUAAACAGUAGAUGCCGGCCACAGGACAGAUAUUGCUUGCUGUGCACUGCUGCACGGGCAGAAUGUGCACUUACUGGCUUUCAAGCCACCUCAUUGAUGAAGCGGGUCUUCGCCAGCAUGCCAGGCAUUACGCCUCUAGGUAUGGCAGCCAUGGUGGGUGCCGAGAGCGUGGCGAGUUUGUUGCUCGAGUAUGGCGCAGAGCGGCUGACAAAUGAUCGAGGUGAUACACCAGAAGACCUGGCUGCUAUCAACCAACAUGUCCACACGUUGCAGAGCCUGGCAACGUUUACUGUCUAG